This is a messenger RNA of Trichomycterus rosablanca, 2260 nucleotides long. It is a transcript of the gene wdr55, whose product is annotated as WD repeat domain 55. The transcript has 8 exons. Gene Ontology annotation, molecular function: protein binding. NCBI's taxonomy places the organism in Eukaryota, Metazoa, Chordata, Actinopteri, Siluriformes, Trichomycteridae. The record is from RefSeq and is a predicted model, not a curated record. The coding region runs from base 1 to 1197 and encodes 398 amino acids.
AUGGCGACGCCCGAGCAGCCACAUGAAACUCCUCCUGAUGAUGAAUCAUUAGGUGAUUUAGAAGAGAAUGAGGAGACACAGGAUGAACCUCAGCCGCCAAAGCUCCGAGAGACUCCAGAGGACAUCAAACAAGAGGCCAUUGUUAAUACUCUGGCCUUUCAUCCAAAAGAGGACAUUAUUGCUGCUGGUGAUGUGGAUGGAGACAUAUAUUUGUACAGCUACUCCUGCACUGAGGGGCAGAACAAAGAACUGUGGUCGUCUGGACAUCACCUAAAGUCCUGCAGGAAGGUGGCCUUCUCACAUGAUGGAAAUAAAUUAUUCAGCGUGUCCAAAGACAAGGCUGUGCACAUCAUGGACGUGGAGGCUGGGAAACUUGUUACACGCAUUCCUAAAGCUCACAGCACUUCUAUCAAUUCAUUGCUGGUCAUUGAUGAGAAUUUGCUUGCCACUGGUGACGAUGAUGGCAUGCUGAAAGUGUGGGACAUGAGGAAAGGAACUUCAUUCAUGUCUCUGAAACACCAUGAGGACUACAUCAGUGACAUCGUGAUAGAUCAGGCAAAGAGGAUUUUACUUACAUCAAGUGGUGAUGGAACUAUGGGUGUGUUCAACAUAAAGAGAAGAAGAUUUGAACUGCUCUCCGAGUUUCAGGAUGGAGAUCUUACUUCUGUGUCUAUUAUGAAGAGAGGCAGAAAGGUGGUGUGUGGCUCCAGUGAAGGGACGAUCUAUAUUUUUAAUUGGAAUGGAUUUGGAGCAACUAGUGACCGAUUCGCCCUCCAGGCAGAGUCUGUGGACUGCAUUGUACCAGUUACAGACAGCAUACUGUGUACCGCCGCUACAGAUGGAGUUAUUAGAGCUGUCAGCCUCUUGCCCAAUCGCGUAGUGGGCAGUGUAGGUCAGCACAUCGGGGAACCCAUAGAGGAAAUUUCUUGCUCACGGGACAAGCGCUUUCUCGCCAGCUGUGCUCACGAUCAGCUGAUCAAAUUUUGGGACAUUUCCAACCUUUCAUCUAUGAGGGUGAAGGAUUACAGAAGACGGAAGAAGAAAGAUGGACGCCUUAAGGCGCUUAGCAAUAAAGCGUUUGGCGGGGGAGGGGACUUUUUCUCUGGACUGCUUGAUCCAGACGGAGCGAACAGUAAAGUUGAAGAGGAUGAGGACAGUGACGAAAAUGAGGAUGACAGUGACAGUGAAAGUGACUGAAUUGCUGUGAGAUUUGUUGUAAUCAAAUGGCUCUUGGAUUUAGUUCUACAGUUUGAGUUUACAAGCUGGCAUUAGUUUUGGUUUGCUGCAUCAGGUUAGGAGGUGCACUGAUCGAUAUUUUUAUAGCUAUUACUGAUUUACUGAAAGAAAAUUAUUUAAUCAUUCAUUUCAUCUGUUCAGAUGUUUUACCACUGCUUUAUCCUGGUCAGACAGGAAGCACUGCUGGGGAUUUAAACUCUAAAUCUUAGCAGCUGUGUGAGCUAGCGUGAUUUACUGCUGUACACCCUGAGUGCCCAUUCAGUUAAUGCAUUUACUCACUGUUCCCAGAGGUUUUUAUUAUGUUUUUGCCAAACAGACAAAUUCAACAAAUUCUUAAAAGACAGAUUAGCUGGUUUAUUACUAAAUAUCAUAAAAUAAGUGCUAAAGUAUGAGGCCGUUAGUUAAUUGGAAGAGUCAGUCAUUUUUUCGUAAUUGUGCAUCUUGAAUUUGAACUUGAACUGUGUAUAUAUAGCAAGCCUUGGCUUUGAAAUAAAAAAACAUGAUUGGCUGAUUCUGAUCUUGUACCAUUUGUUGAGGUAUAAAAUUAAAUCACAAUUUAGGGCCCAAAAAUUUGUUGACACCCCUCAUAAUUAUUAAGUUCAGGUGUAUGCUUUAAACUGCACAGAGCCAGUUAUUAUUAAAGGAAAGAUAGACUUUCUGAACUGUGAGGACCAAACAUUGUCCUAACAUUAGUCCAGUUGAACACCUUUGUGAUGAAUUUGAGCCAGGCAUUCAUCAAACAUCAGUACCUGACCUCAGUUGCCGCAGAUUUUUACACACUUCAGAGUAAUAAUGCCCAUGCCAGUGGUUUUGGAGUGUCAGCUUGGUGUUUAAAGUACUGCACUGGUGAUCAAAAUAUUGCUGAUGUUCAAACCACACCACUGUCAAUUUGCCACUGUUAGGCCACCAAACACGGCUCUACCCUUAAUUGCUUGUAUUGUAUUAAGUACAACUGUAAGUGACCAUAAAUAAAUACACUUUGGAUAAAAGGUUCCUGCUAAAUGUUAUAAAUGUAGUUCUCAUA